UGUUCAUGUUCAAGCCAAAGCUAUAAAAUACCCAUUCAUACUUCAUCUUCAUCAUCAUUAACCAACAAUGGCAGCAGCUUCCCCCAUUCUUCAAUAUUUCCUCCUCUCAAUCAUCACUCUCAAUCUCAUCCACAUGAUCUCUAUUUCAUCCGCCCAGACAUCAUUCCGUCCCUCUGCCCUUCUAAUCCCAGUGACCAAAGACUCCUCCACUAAUCAAUACAUCACAAAACUCAACCAACGCACCCCUCUAGUCCCACUCAACCUAGUCCUAGACCUCGGCGGAAAAUACCUAUGGCUCGACUGUGAAACCAAUUACAUCUCCUCCACCUAUCGCCACGUUCCCUGUAACUCCGCACAAUGCUCCCUCGCCCGCCCACUCUCCUGUGUCACCUGCACAGGCCCUUCUCCCCGCCCUGGCUGCAACAAGAACACAUGUACAGUCAUACCCGAUAACACUGUCACCGGUUUCAUCACUAGCGGAGAGCUAGCAGAGGAUGUCCUGUCGGUUAAAUCCAGAAAUGGGUCUAACCCAGGUCGGGAUGUUCAGGUUAACCGCUUCAUCUUCACAUGUGGCCAUCCUAAUCUUCUCGAAGGUUUAGCCAAGGGAGCUUCAGGUAUUGCUGGAUUGGGUCGGAAUCGUGUCUCCCUACAAGCUCAAUUCGCAGCCGCCUUCAGUUUCCAUAGGAAAUUCGCUAUAUGUCUUUCGUCCCAGACCGGCGUUGUCUUCUUCGGCGACGCCCCGUUUGUUUCCCCACAAGGAUCAUUGGAGAUAUCGGGUUCUCUUUCUUACACUCCUCUGUUACUGAAUCCUGUCAGCGCUUCAAAUGGGUUUCAACUUAACCCCGAACGUCCGUCUCCCGAAUACUUCAUCGGCGUCAGAUCUAUCAGAAUCGACGGGGAGACCGUUCCCGUUAACUCGUCGCUGCUGAAGAUUGACAGUAAAGGUAACGGCGGGACAAAGAUCAGCACUGUAAACCCAUACACUGUUCUAGAAUCUUCGAUUUUCAAGGCGGUUACGAACGCUUACGUUAGGGCGGCGACGGCGAGGAAGAUAGCGAGAGUGGAGGCGGUGGGUGAGUUUGAAAUAUGUUUCAAAGGGUCGGAGUUAUCUGGGACGAGAAUUGGUCCGGAUGUGCCGAGGGUGACGUUGGUGCUUCAGAGUGAGGAUGUGAGUUGGGACAUUGUGGGUUUCAAUCUGAUUGUGAAGGCUAAUGAGGAGACCUCGUGCUUGGGUUUUUUGAACGGUGGAUUGAACUCAAGGACUUCGAUUGUGAUCGGAGGGCAUCAAAUUGAAGACAAUUUGCUGCAGUUUGAUUUAGCAUCCUCCAGGUUGGGAUUCAGCUCUACUCUACUGCAGAGUAGAACAAAUUGCGCCGCUUUUGCCCAAGGCCUUGCUGAGUAGUAGAACAAUUUCAUUUGAAGAUCAUCAAUGCUUUGUUUUAUUAGAAAAUAAAUAAUAAACAAAUGUAUGUAUUUUGUAAACUUUAGUUUAUAAAAUCAGAUAUUGUAAUAAUAUAUUCAAUAAGUUAUUAGAUCUUUCCACA
Molecule: messenger RNA, 1544 nt
Organism: Impatiens glandulifera
Lineage: Eukaryota; Viridiplantae; Streptophyta; Magnoliopsida; Ericales; Balsaminaceae
Product: probable aspartic proteinase GIP2
Exons: 1
Coding region: 68-1402 (444 amino acids)
Biological process (GO): proteolysis
Molecular function (GO): aspartic-type endopeptidase activity
Source: RefSeq, a predicted model, not a curated record